Molecule: messenger RNA, 945 nt
Organism: Myodes glareolus (Bank vole)
Lineage: Eukaryota; Metazoa; Chordata; Mammalia; Rodentia; Cricetidae
Source: RefSeq, a predicted model, not a curated record
AUGGCUGAGAACUACUCUGUGACAAAUGAAUUCAUCCUGGUGGGAUUCUCAGAUCACCCAAACCUGAAGAUCCUUCUAUUCCUGGUUUUCUUAGCCAUCUAUCUGGUCACCAUGGUGGGAAAUAUCGGACUGGUGGCCUUGAUCUACAUGGAACGCCGUCUUCACACACCCAUGUACAUCUUUCUGGGAAACCUGGCUCUCAUGGAUUCCCUGUGCUCCUGUGCCGCUACUCCCAAGAUGCUACAGAACUUCUUUUCUGAGGACAGAAAGAUGUCUCUCUAUGAAUGCAUGGCACAGUUCUAUUUUCUUUGUGUUGCUGAAACUACAGACAGCUUUCUUCUGGCAGCAAUGGCCUAUGAUCGCUAUGUGGCCAUAUGCAACCCGCUGCAGUACCACACCAUGAUGUCCAAGAAACUAUGCCUUCAGAUGACCAUAGGAUCCUACAUAAUAGGAAAUGUGCAUCCUAUGGUUGAAGUGGGGCUUUUAUUAAGGUUAACUUUCUGUAGGUCACAUGUAAUCAAGCAUUUCUUUUGUGAUAUCCUUCCAUUAUAUAGAAUCUCCUGUACUGAUCCACAUAUCAAUGAACUAACAUUAUUUAGCUUUGCAGGGUCAAUUUUAGCGAGUACUAUUACUAUAGUUCUUGUGUCCUAUUUUUAUAUACUUUUCACUAUAUUCAAAAUGAAGUCUAAUGAGGGUAGAGGGAAAGCCUUAUCAACGUGUGUGUCCCACUUUCUGUCUGUAUCCAUAUUUUAUGGUUCUCUUCUCUUCCUGUAUGCACAACCGCAAGCAGUCAUUGAUGGAGAUAAAGAUAUACCCGUAGCUAUUUUCUAUACCCUAGUAAUUCCUUUAUUGAACCCUUUCAUUUACAGUCUGAGAAAUAAGGAAGUAAUAAAUGUGAUGAAAAAAAUCAUGAAGACCCAUGCCAUCUUCCGAAAUGUAUCAUAA